Xenia sp. Carnegie-2017 is the source of this 2257-nucleotide messenger RNA. RefSeq lists its product as uncharacterized. Gene Ontology annotation, biological process: snRNA transcription. Gene Ontology annotation, cellular component: nuclear body. Gene Ontology annotation, molecular function: RNA polymerase II general transcription initiation factor activity; DNA binding. Bases 236 to 2092 code for a protein of 618 amino acids. The transcript is spliced from 11 exons. NCBI's taxonomy places the organism in Eukaryota, Metazoa, Cnidaria, Anthozoa, Malacalcyonacea, Xeniidae. The record is from RefSeq and is a predicted model, not a curated record.
AUGGUUUUUAUUUUUGCUUUGAUAGAAUUUACACAUUGUAAAUUCUAUCAUACGGAUGGAUUGUCCACUAUUAUCGUAUUGAGUAAAACGGUUAGAAAUUUAGAACUCAAUCUGUAUAAAACACACAAUGUUGGCCAGUUGCAACAAUUGAACUGAGUACCCUGAAAAUGAAGAUGAAGAGAAAGGGAAAGGUUCAACCUUUGUUGUCACUGUUGUUAAUGACAGUAUACAAGAAAUGCAAGAAUGGACUGAUGCAGAGACAUGCGUGUUAAAGGCAGCUUUGAGGGCAAAUGAUAACAAUGAGGUUGACUGGGAACAAUUGAACAUUGCAUUGCCAGCAAAAGAUAUUAACCAGAUUAAAGCAUAUGCAUUGAGCUUGCAGCAACAAACAGAUUACCAGACAAAUGGGGAAGUUAGUAGCAAAGCACCUAUUGAGAUUUGGACUGACCUUGCACAAAAGUUGACCAGUGAGAGUGAUAAAGCUGCAUCUGUUUGUUUACCCCAAGAAGAGAUAUAUGCUGUUCAGAAAGAAUUAAGAGAAGUUAUUGUUGAUCAACAGAACAAACUAAGCAAACUUGUUUCUAGUUUGCGAACCAUUAAGAAAAUUGUAAAGAAGACAAAGCGCCAAAAUCGAAGAAAAUUGGCUGAACAAAAUGCAAAAAUUGAUACUUUGAUAUCUUUAUUGGCUUCUAACGCAUUGCCAACUGCUGCAAAUUCAUCGAAUGUGGAUGCAAAAAACAGCGAGAGACAUAACGAUGAAAGUGAAAAUGAAAAUAGUUCGUCUGUCCCUAAGAAUAAUCGUCUUGACGAGCCAUCGUUGGAAAAGCCUCGACUUAAAACGCGUGCAGAGAAGCAGAUCUUACCACUAAUAACAGUUAGUGAACCGUCUGAUAUUGAGCUAUCGCCAUAUAGUUUAGUUCCUAUAGGCCAAAAUUCAAACGUGAUGCUUACUCGACAACAGUACAACGAUGCUUACUUUCGUGGCAAAAACAUUCGACGAUUUGCUGUCCGUCUUGCUGAAAAGAUAUUUGGUUUGGAUGUACUCACUCGAUCCACGGUCUCAGGACAACAAGCAGGACUAGAAAAACUUGAUUCUGAAAAAUUAAGUGCCAUUCGAGGGGAAGUUGUAUCACGUUUUAUGCCUGCUGGGACGCUUGAUGAACGCGAAGCUAAAUGGAAAGAAUGUCUUCUCAGCAUUGGUAAAAGAUGUCAAGUAUUACGUACAGGAAAAACUUUUAAACAAGAUGCUUUGAAUCCCAAUAAUUCCUGCAAUGAGUUAGAAGUUCUGCAAGUAUCUAUGCCUAAUACAAAUGAGCACAAUGCAGCAGCCGAAACAAUUACAGGCCAAAGUGAUGCUGGUUUGACAGAAGUUGAUAAAUCGUUAAAAGUUUCUGAAACACCGCCUCAGGUCAAUUUAGUCCCUCUUGGUGGAUCGCCAAAUGUUCUCAUUCAGAAGGAAGACUUAACCGAAGCUGUUAAACGUGGGAAGAAAGCAACAUUCUUAGCAUUACGAUUGGCAGAGAAAGUGUUUGGAUACGAUGUCUUGUUGGGAUCUACAAUAACUGGUCGAGAAGGAACUGAAAAACUUAAUAACGACAAGUUAAUGGCAAUCAAAGAGGAAAUUGUGAAUCGUUUUGCCCGUGAACAACCAAUUGAACUGCAAGAAGCAAUUUGGAAAAAAUGCUUGUACAGCAUUAGUACUAAAUGUAAGGUACUGCGGGCUCAAAAGCAAACUAUCGAUGGCGUUGUUUAUGAGGAUGAUUUCGGCGAUAUGAAGGUCAGCAGGGAUCUUGAUCUUCUCGCAAACGUUACUUGUCCUGAAACUCAUCCUGUAAUUAUGGAUGAUCAGGUGGAGCAGGCAAGUGGUGGAAUGCCGCCACAGGCUAAUAUGAUCUCACAGUCAGGUGAUAUGAUAGAUCAACAGAGCGAGGUGUUGUCACAUGAGGUUACUAUGGUAACUCAAGAGGCUGUGAGAAAUCCUAUAACAGACGAUGAGGUUGCAAUGGAACAUGAACAAGAGGUUACAGCAACAAUUCAUAUCGAUCAAUCAAAUGGUUUGUGUGAUCAAGAUAUUUCAGGAGAUUUUGUUUGACCAGGAAAACCGUUUUGUGCAUUGACACAAGGGUUACAUAACUGUUUAACUACAUUUAUUGCCAUUUGUAAUAAUGAUUUAUUGCAUUAAAAAGGCAACUGAACUAUCUUUGACUGCUUGUUUUUUGUAAAAAUUAUCGAUGCUAAUAAAUUAUGAUAUUUUGUA